AUGACACUGGACCUGAAGAUUCCUUGCUCGGAGACCUUUAGGAUAGCCGAAACCCUCGGAAACGCAGUGACCAUCCAUGAGUGGAACAUCGCUGGUUUGCCAGUCGAUAACUUCUCCACGGACAAUGGAAUUAUUGUCUCCAAUUCCAACCGAUGGUCGUUAUGCAUUGAUCCACAAGGUCAGGCAAACAAGUGGAUCCGCAACAUGGAGAAGGACAAGAACAUCCACGUAAUUCGCAUGACCGACGCCAAUUAUAUGCGCACCUUGGAAAACGCGAUUCAAUUCGGUUGGCCCGUGCUACUUGAAAAUGUAGGCGAAAGUCUGGAUCCAGUUUUGGAACCCAUCUUGCAGAAACUCAUCUUCCGUCAAAGUGGCAGUGAUUAUAUCAGGCUGGGUGAAGACGUGCUGGAGUACAACAAUGACUUCAAGUUCUACAUAACUACUCGCCUCCGCAAUCCGCACUAUGUGCCCGAGAUAUCUGUCAAAGUAUGCCUCAUCAACUUCAUGAUUACUCCAAUCGGUUUAACUGACCAACUGCUGAGUAUCGUCGCUGCAAUGGAGAAGCCUGAACUCGAAGCGACGAAGAAUCAAGUGAUUUUAGAGUCAGCAGAGAAUAUACGGACCCUGAAGGAGUUGGAGGACAAGAUCCUGGUGGUGUUAAGUGCCUCCGAGGGCAACAUUUUGGAAGAUGAGACAGCGAUCAACAUCCUCUCCUCCUCCAAGACCCUCUCCGAGGAGAUUCAGGUGAAACAAGAGGUAGCGGAAAAGACCCAGGUGGAAAUCGAUGCCACUCGCAGCGGCUACAUCCCUGUGGCCAACCAUGGAGCAAUCCUCUUCUUCUGUAUCGCUGACCUCGGCAACAUUGACCCGAUGUAUCAGUAUUCACUCACGUGGUUCGUCAACCUCUUUAUCAUGCCACCUCAACUUCACUGUAUUCCAAUUUUCGCAAGACGUGUCUGUAGGAUCACCAUUGCAGUUUAUCCACCAGAUCCACGAAUCAUUGCGUACGCAGCCAGCGCACGCGCUCGUGAAUAUGCAGUGAUGUGCCUGUUCCCUUCCACUGGUAGAGGCGAGGUGGAGGACAUUUAUUGGCGAUUCUUCCUCACUGGUGGGGUGGCUCUUGAGAAUCCGCAUCCAAAUCCUGCACCGGCAUGGCUCAGUGAGAAAAGUUGGUCGGAAAUUGUGCGAGCCAGUGAUCUACCCACUCUCGAAGGCCUCAUGAAAAGUGUGAAAAGUGAUCCAAAUCGGUGGAAGGCGGUGUACGAUAGUCCAGCGCCACACGAAGCCGCCUUCCCGGCUCCCUUUGAAAAGACCCCGGACAUGUGUAGGCUCAUCCUCGUGCGCUGCCUUCGCUCAGACAAGGUUAUCCCUGCCGUGCAGGACUUCAUAGAGCGGCAUAUGGGUCGCCAAUUUCUAGAACCACCGGCUUUCGAUCUGGCAGGCAGUUACAAGGACUCCAAUUGCUGUACUCCACUCAUUUUCGUUCUUUCGCCGGGCGCAGACCCUUUGAACGCGUUGAUGCGCUUCGGAGCGGACCGCGGCAUCCGGCCUACGGACAUACAGACAAUUUCGCUGGGUCAGGGCCAGGGACCCCUGGCUGAGCGACUCAUCAACACGGGCAUCACAGAGGGCGCCUGGGUAGUGCUGCAGAACUGCCACUUGGCAGCCAGUUGGAUGCCCUACCUAGAGAAGAUCUGUAAUGAAGUUAUCGUGCCAGAGAAGACGCAUACUGAUUUCCGUCUGUGGCUCACGUCAUACCCCUCUGAGGACUUUCCCGUCUCCAUUCUCCAAAAUGGUAUUAAAAUGACAAACGAGCCGCCGAAAGGUCUUCGUUCGAAUCUUCUACGCUCCUAUUCUACAGAUCCGAUUUCUGACAUGUCCUUUUGGAAUAAUUGCAAUAAGCUUCAAGUUUGGCACAAAAUGGUAUAUGGCCUGUGCUUCUUCCACGCCCUCGUUCAAGAACGUGUCAAGUAUGGUUCGCUUGGAUGGAAUAUCGCCUAUCAAUUCAACGACUCAGAUCUGCGAAUCAGUGUCCGCCAACUUCAGAUGUUUCUCAACGACUACGACGACCUCCCACUGGACGCACUGAAGUACCUCACAGGGGAGUGCAACUACGGUGGCAGGGUGACGGAUGAAAACGACCGCAGAUGUCUGGUCUCCCUAUUGAACAUCUUCUACAACCAUGAUCUUGUGACGCAAGACAACUACAGUCUCUCACCAUCAGGAUUGUACACGGUUCCUCCGGAAGGGAACUAUGAGAGUUACCUGGAAUUCAUUCGAACUCUUCCGAGUCUGCCGAGUCCUGAACUUUUCGACGCCAUCUUGCUGACGCUGCCGCGGGAAUCAGGCGGUGGCGAGAAGUCCGCGGAGACGACAGUCAGUGAUUUGGCAUUGGACAUCCUGAACAAGCUGCCAGCUGAGGAUUUUGACUUGUACACAGUGAUGAAACGCUAUCCUGUGGUCUACACGGAGUCCAUGAACACUGUGCUGCGGCAGGAGUUGAUCCGCUUCAAUACCCUCACUGCGGUGGUGCGCAGCAGUCUGCAGAGCCUCUUGCGUGCCAUUGAGGGCCUCGUGGUGAUGUCGGCGGAGUUGGAGGAAGUGUAUGCCUCCAUGCUUGUGGGCAAGGUGCCCGCUGUCUGGGCUGCCAAGUCAUAUCCCUCACUGAAACCCCUUGGGAGCUAUGUAGUUGAUUUACUAGCAAGGCUUAAAGAUCCACUCACCUAUUUAUCGGAUUUAAAUUCAUUUUCCUUACACGGCAUAUUUUUCAUGCCUUCAAACAACGGAAAUAGACUGAACUUCUUCAACGAAUGGAUCACCUUCGACUCACCACCAGUGUUUUGGAUCUCGGGCUUCUACUUCACACAGUCCUUCCUUACCGGCGUGCUGCAGAACUUUGCGCGCAAGUACACAAUUCCCAUUGACAUGGUCGGCUUCGACUUUGAAAUGAAGCGUGUCUACAUCACUAGCGUUCUCGAGCCCCCCGCCACCUCGGCCCAUGCAGAGGCUGCAGAAUCGAACGAGGAAGCAGCACGCGAGCAGGCACAACCUGAUACUACCUUUGGCGUACCACAGCGACGCAACACCUUCCAUGGACUGACCAAACCUGAUAAUGGUGCUUUUAUCACGGGCCUCUUUAUGGACGGCGCGAGGUGGGAUUCGGAGGCUGGAGUUGUGGUGGAGUCGAAAACGAAGGUCCUCUUUGAUGCCAUGCCUGUAGUGAGUUGA
Molecule: messenger RNA, 3228 nt
Organism: Echinococcus granulosus
Lineage: Eukaryota; Metazoa; Platyhelminthes; Cestoda; Cyclophyllidea; Taeniidae
Product: Dynein heavy chain 3, axonemal
Exons: 11
Coding region: 1-3228 (1075 amino acids)
Biological process (GO): microtubule-based movement
Cellular component (GO): dynein complex
Molecular function (GO): minus-end-directed microtubule motor activity; dynein light intermediate chain binding; dynein intermediate chain binding
Source: RefSeq, a predicted model, not a curated record